AUGGCUGUAACACAGCACCUACGGGACCCUCCCCCCUUACACGAGUUGGCAGCCCUCAUCGAGAAGUCCCUACUCUCAAACUUUGCGACUGCAAGCGCAAAGGUAGUGGAAUGUCCUGACCUGCGCCAUGCACCAUUCAAUCUCGCUGGAUCCGGACUCUCCGGCAACACGCGCAUAGCCGACGUAGGCGGACAGCAACACCUAUUCCCUCGGCCAGUCCUCGACGCUAAAUACUCGCUCCUCUCCCUGGCAAAGGAUAUGGAGAUGUCUGCAGCGAAAGGCUUCAUUCUUGGAGCCGGUGCCGCGCCUUUCCAGGACAUCGGACAAAAUGCCGAAUUGGCACCGAACUUGUCGUGGAAAGCAAUCGACCACACGUCUGAUCUCACUGAUCCAGGCUCACUACGGCUGGAGAAUUGCACGCGCGUGAUCAAGGUUAAUAAAGAGAACACACCACACUGCGAACAGCUGUCAAGCACAAACUCGGCACUGAUGAUAAACCUCUUCGGUUCGGACGGGCAAACAGGCCCGGUUCUCAAGAUAGUCGCGCGGAUACGCACCGGCAAAGACAACUUCACGAACUGUAUUCGGGGUAGCCUGCGUGAUGCAUAUGGGGAUUCGAGACCGGUUAGUUUGGGUGGUGCUUUCCUGCUCAAGUCUGGAAGCGCAAAAUUCCAUGUUAUGCCUGAUUUCCCGAAAGAGGAUCAAUUGCCAUUUCGAGAUCGGCAAUUCCUGGAGCAAGAGUGGCUGACUUAUCAUGUUUUUGAUGCGCCGGUGGUUUGUCUGAAUGUUAUGCAUAGUGCUGAUCCUGAAGGGUUGGGUUUGAGGAUGGAGCAUACUCAUUGUUUCGAGGCGGAUGGAGACCGCAAGGGGGGUCAUUAUCAUUAUGAUAUUCAGGAGGACUGUGACGAUGUUGAGUAUGAGGGUUACUUCAAUGUGGCUGAGGUCGUCUACAGAGUUGAUCGACCUAGUGUAUGA
Molecule: messenger RNA, 975 nt
Organism: Penicillium nucicola
Lineage: Eukaryota; Fungi; Ascomycota; Eurotiomycetes; Eurotiales; Aspergillaceae
Exons: 1
Coding region: 1-975 (324 amino acids)
Cellular component (GO): nucleus
Molecular function (GO): zinc ion binding; hydrolase activity, acting on ester bonds
Source: RefSeq, a predicted model, not a curated record